CUUUAAUUUUAGUUGCUAUAAGGUUUUUAAGAAAUGUAAAUGUUAUGAAUCUUGAAGAGUUAGAGGAUUCAUUUUGGUAUCGUAUUAAUAUAAAUCAAUAUGAGCUAGCAGAUGCUAUUUUACAAGUGAUAAGAAAUGUCUCACAGGAUAAUUACAAAGAUCUUCUUGUUUCUCUUAUAUUACGAACAUCUAAAUAUCAGCAAAGAACUGAUUCAUUAGAGGAGUAUUUGCAUUCUUGGAUUGCCUUAAGAGAAUAUGUGAAAAAUGAAGUUAUACUGAGUCAGACACAUGUAUUGUGUCCAGAAAGAGAACGAAAUGAACUUGAAUUUCAAAUGAUUUUAAAAUCAAAUAAGAAAGAAAUUGAUGCCCAAUCUGCAAAUAUUUUAAAGGAAUUGUUUUCUUGUCAAGGAUCUUCUAACAAAACUGUAAAUUUAUCACAAGCAACAUCUUUCAUUAAAAAAUUAGUAGAUUGUGAUGUGGAACUAUGUUUCAAUAUUAUUGAAUUGUUAUCACAUCAUGAAAGUAUUAGAGCUUUUGGAUCACAACUUUUAAAAAAUGAGGUUGAAUGUUUAUUAUUAAAUGAUAGAUUUGCAAAAUCUUUAUCGUUGUUAUCUGUUGGCAAGAAGUAUUUAGAUUAUAAUGACAAAAAUCAAAUGGACAUUUUGAAGAAAUUUCUUUAUGAGUUAUUGAAGCAAAAUAAAUUUGGGGUGGUCGACAGUUUAUCUGUUUCAUUAGUUACAAAAUUUAAGCUUGUUCAGUUUAUUGAUAUCCAAGUUCAAGAUUUUAUUUUAGCAUCAGUGAAACCAAUAAACAAUGACCCUGGCAGUAUAGAACUUGCAGAAAUCAUAGCUAGAGCGAUUGGUUAUCCAAAUAGGGAUGACUGGUUUUUGUUAGUUUUAUUGUGUAUCGAUAAAAAACUUCUUCUUUUGCAAAAUAUUCUGGAUACUUGUUUUUAUUUAGUAAGUGAGGGUCAACAUAAGUGUGCAGCUUCUUUGUUAUCUUCUCCUUGUUUAAGUCCUCUUAAAAAUCUUGUCUUGCUUGCUUCUUGGUCAAAUUGUGCAACAAUGGAUGAAGCUGUGGACUUGUUAGAUCAUUUUCAUGAUUCCAAACUAGAGAAAGAAAACUUUCUUUCAAGCAGUGUGGAGAAGCUCUCUAAUCAAGUAAAUCUUAUGCAACGGUGUUUUUCAAAAAUGAGUGAAAUACUUGGAAAUAAACUAGACUCUUCUAUAUUUAAAUUGGCGCUUUGCCAAAAAGAAUUGAGUUGUGCUUUAUUUGUUCUCAAUGAAACUAAUCUGUUAAAAGAAAUGAAGUUUGAUGGUAUUAUAGACAUCUUGCAAAUGCAACCUGUUGAUGGAUUUGAUGGAUCAAUGCAGUCAGAAGAAAUUAAUAUUUAUUGCAGUUUUACUAUAAUCAAGCAGUUGUUAAACAUUAUCAUGGCCCCUUUUACCGGUGUUUUAAAGGACAAAAAUGGUGUUAUUUUGCCUUAUUCAGUUGAUUUAGUUUGUGAUUACUUUUAUAAACUUAAGGCUGAUGUUGAAAAAAUAGAGCCUUUGGAAUUGCGCAUUGAACUUCUUGAAAAUAUUUUCUCUCUUUUAUUUUUAAGAACUGAAGAUCUAAAAGAUCCCAAGAAAAAUGAUUGUGAAAGCCCUCAUGAGCUUACACUUAAUAGUUCAUCCCCGAGUCUAGAUUCACCAAAUAUUUGUGGUAAUAAUUCUUUUAGUAUGACAAAUAACAAUUUUCCCAGUAGAACACCUUUAUUAUUAAAUACUAAUGAAUCUUAUAAAAAAUCAGAGGUGAAGCAAGAAAGUUUAAAGAUGAAGUUCAGUAACAUAUUGGGUUUGAUUGGUUCAUCUAAAACAUUUCUUUGUGAGCAAAAUACUGUAGAAAAAAUUCUUCAACUUGUUAGUGAGUGUUUGCUAUCUGCAAAAUCAAAGAUAGUGUACAAAAGUGAAGUAGAUGAAAAAGAAAAUAAAUUGCGAUAUCGUCUUUCUCGACUUUUACAGUAUAGCCGCGAGGCACAAUGGAGACUGGAAAUUGCAUCUGGGUUUAACCAAUCAGCUUCAAAAUCAUCUUUUCAAAAUUUGCUACCUAAUUCUUUUAAAAAUCACAUUGUUGGACAAAUGCUAGCAUCACCAGCAUCCUUAGUCCAUUUAACUCUGCAGAAACGUGAGACAUUUCAAGCUAAACAAGUUAUUAAAAUGUUUGACCUUAAAGAUGAUAGCUGUGUUGAUGAAGUUAAUUUUAUCGAAGAAUUUUCUAAUGUAUCUAAAAACCUACUUCAAAUUUCACAGCCUGACACAAGCAAGAAAAUGGGAUCAACUCUUGAUCAUGUAAGAUCUGUUGCCUCUGCUGGAAAAACGUCAUUUGACAAUAUACAAAUGAUAAAUCAAUUACUUGGUCAUUCAUUUUUCAACCACUCAUUUUCAAGUUUGUUAUCCUCCCUUGCAGUAUGUGUGGAUUUAAUGUUUCAUUCUCCUUUGGUGUUUAACGUAUGUAAAAGUAUUUUUGAGAUCAUCGAACCUAAGUGUGAUACUACUGUUCACUCUUCUGAUCAACAUUUAUAUUAUCAAAUGCUUGAUAAAAUUAAUGGUCUUAAAUGUUUACUCAAUGCUGCUUCUUUAAAGGAAAUGGAUUUUUUUGAGUACCUUGGACAGAUAAAACCUUUGGGAAUAUCUUCUUUUGUUUUACAUUUUCCUUUAUUUAUGGAUGUUGAAAAAGUAUCCUUGUUGAACUUCCUCAUAACACAAGGGAUGAAGUUAUUUUCAAAUAUAUCCAAUCACAUAAAUAGUUUUCAUAAUCUGUCCAAUCACAUUAAACAGGGUCAAGAUAGAAGUAGUUUAACAUCAUUUUCCAAAGAAUUUCAUCAAGUUAUCACUCAGUAUUGGAAUGUUCCUCAUGCAACUGAUUACUUUCGAUCUUUGUUUAAGUAUGUUGAAAAAUUAGCAGCCUUGCAAUCAGAUAAAAAUAAAUCCUUUAGAAAUAAUGAAGAUCCAUUUUCAGUAUUCAAUAAUGAUAUUGUGAAGAUACUUGGAGCAUUAUUAUUCAAGUCUGAGGUAUUGCCUAACAAUCUUGAAAGCUUUGCAAAAAGGUUUCACAUCAAUCUUGUUAAAGUCAUAGCUAGUGGUUGUGGUUUUUCAGUACCUUUGAUAUCAAAAAGUUUACAUUUUAGUUAUAAUGAAUUAUUUAAAGAAAAAGUAAUUUUAAAUAGUACUCAAGAUUAUUUACUGCUUCAAAAAACAGAAGAUCCUUUAUUUAUUACCGAAGGCUUGCUAAAUCAUUUUUUGGAAAUGUUAUCUAAUAUGAAUUCUCCUCCUUUAACUGCUUCUGAAAUAUGUCAAUACACUCAAUCAUAUGCUCAAGAUCUAAUUAAAGUAGAUAUUAAAAAGCUUGAAACAAGCAUAGAAAAAAAAGUUUUUUUUAUUAACUUGUAUAAUUUAUUGCUGCUUCAUGGUGUUUUGCUCAUUGUUUCUGGGAAGUUUUCUAUUCCACAAAAGAUACCACUAAAUGAAAUAUUGUUUUUGCUUUGUCAAUCUAAUUCUCUUUUAGCGAUAUUAACUUCUUUUGCAUAUCAAGUUGGUGAUCAAGUUUAUACUGCUUUUGAUAUUUAUAAGCAAUUAUUUCCUUCUCAAGAUGACUUGUCAAGUUUGCUUUUACUUUCAAAUGGAUCAAUUUUUUCUCCAAACAUCCAGGUUGUAACUCCAAGCACCCUCUCGGAUCUACUUAAGAAGUCCUUAAGCACACAUGUUAAAUUUGAGUUUAAAAAAGUUUUUCUUUCAAAAACGCUGGUUACUCACAUUCAUUUUAUGGAUCAAUACGUUUUCCAUUCAGGUGAUAAUCUAAUUUCUUUAGAAAAGUUGCAGAAUGUGUUUAAACAUUUUUCUACUCCGACUGAUUUUACUACUGCUCUUCAAGAUAAUUAUGAGAUAAUUGUUGAUCCCAAAGUCAACCAGUGUGACCAAUAUCAGACAAAUAAUGAUUUUAAUUUUUUAGCAGAAUCAAAUUUUAAAUUUUCAAAUUCAAUUAAUGAUUACCUUGUAAAAACUUGUCCUCUUGCUGGAACAAUGAUGCAUCUUCAUUUAAAAUGGUAUUCCAUCAUGCAACAAUUUUCACUUGAAUCCAAAUUAAUGUUUUUAGAAGAUGAGCUAUCUAGAUUUAGUUCAUUAUCUUCAAAUUAUGCUGUUAUUAAUAGUUUUUUUGUUGAAAUGACUACGCGACAUUCUAGGCUGUUAAACUCAAUCUCUUCAAAUUACAGUGCAGAUGUAAUACAAGAAGAAACUUUGUAUAGUUCUUUAAAAUUUAAUUUUUCACAAGAUUUAAUAUGGACAAUGAAACAAAGUAUGUGGUCAGUUUUACUUAGUUUUUUAAUCGAGUACAGUUCUUUUUCCAAGCAAGUUCACAGGCUGUUUGACUCACAUUUAGAUCUACUAAAUUUACUUUCAUUUGAUGUAUUUGAUUCGCUUGUAUAUAAUGCAAUAUAUGAAAUCAAAGUUUUACUUAAUGAACUUAUUGGUAAUAAAUACACUGAUAAUAGUAAUAUUUCUAAAAUUAAUGAUCAUCAGUUCAAAUUAAAGAGGUUAUUAUUGCUUAUAAAGAAGCCAGAAAAACAAAUUGACAGAGUAAAAUCAUCUAUAAAGUUAUUAUCUGCAAAAGAUGCAACAGACUUGCUAAAAAUAUGGCUAAAAAGUGAAAAGUUGUGUAAAAAUAUGCAAGUUGUUCUUAAAAAGAAGUUUAGUGAAAUUGAAUGGUUUGAAAAGAUUAACAAAGCAUGCAAAAUUAAUUUUUAUGAUACUUGGUAUGAUAUUAAAGUUUUGUUUAAAAUGAAUCCUCAAAAUUUGAUAUCUCGAUUAAUUUCUAUUGAAAAAUAUGAUUUAUUGGAUGAAUGGAAAACAUUGUUUUCUAUGAAAAAUGAACAUCUACAGCAAUGCAUUGAAGCCAAACUUGAUUAUUUAGUUGAAAACUGUGCGGACCAGUUGACUAUUUUUGAUGUUUUAAUAAACAUUAAAGACUUAAAAAUGUGUUUAACUAUCUGUGAACUUGUUUUACAAAAAAGAACAGACUCAAAAAGUUAUUAUUCCAAAAGUUUACUUUAUGUAAUUGAACACAUGUUAAAACAUGAAUUGCUUUCUCCUGUUUUGAAAUUAACAUGUUUAAAAAAUAAAAUUGGUAUUCAAUGUAUUGAAUUAAUGAGUUGCGAAUUUUCUGAUGAGUACAAACAUCUACAAUCAGUGCCACAUAUUUUGCUGGAGCAGUUAUUGAUGAAUGCAAAAGUUACUAUUGCUGGUCAGGUUGUUAAUCUUAUAAGGAAAUUGGGUUCAUCAGAAGUUAUGCUUCGCCCUCUUUUUAAAGACUGUGAUGAUUUGAUAGAAAAGUAUGCUUCCUUUUCACUUGAUAUUAAAGAAGUUGAUUCUGAUAAAAUCUCCACACCAGUUCAAAGUCCAAAAGUUAGAAGGAAGACUAUGAAACGUUCUCCAUUACCUUCUUCGAUUUUGCCAACAUCUCCUUCAGAUCAAACUGAUCAAGUGAAAGAAAGAAAUUUAAGUAUGUCUUACUCUAAAGAAAAACAUGAGUUUGUACCCCCUAUAGAAUCUGUAGACCGAAGUAGCUGGGUGAAAGAUUCACAAGUGACAACAUGCAUGCAGUGCAAUGAAUUGUUCAAUAUGUUUAACCGGCGUCAUCAUUGUCGACAUUGUGGUCGGGUUGUUUGUUCAACUUGUUCUGACUUUACAUGCUAUGUACAGCAAUACAAAAAAAAUGAAAGAAUAUGUUUAGUUUGUGCACAAUAUGUCUACAAUUCACCUGUAGAAAACGUUGACAAUAACUUUUUAGUAACAACAACUCCAAGGCCUUUACCAAAAAGUUCAAAAACUUCAUCUGAAAAAACAAGCAGCAAUUUUGAGCUAGAUAAAACAGAAUGGAAAUUAUAUACUGAUCCAAAUCAAAAUAAAUCAGUUUAUGAUAACUUUUACUAUGAGCAGGCCCCUAACGCUCCACUUUGUUUAUCUAUUAUUGACCUACACAGUAAUGACAAAGCUGCAGGUGGACUUUUAGUAAAGUUUUGCAACAAUCUAUCUCAGCACUUUCAUUCUAGCACUGAAUAUGACUUUAAUAUGAUUGUUGGGAUAAUUGAAUUUAUUUUGAAACAUGCUAAAUUGAAGUUUUCAAAGUCUGGAGAUGAUGGUGGUAUAUCCAUGUGUGAUUUCCAACUGUCAUAUGUUGAAGUUCUAAAAAUUCUAUUAGCAGCAAAUUGGCGUGAAGUACCUUCGAGUCAAGAUUUUACUAAUCCUGAUUGUUUGAGAAUGCUACGUGAAAAGCUCAUGGAACAGGAAAGAUUUUCUCUUGCUUUAGAAAUAACAAAUAAAGCGGGUUUAGACUUAGUACCUGUUUUUUUCAAAAUGGGCAUGGCAAAGUUAAAAUCUGGCUAUCUUGAAGCAGCGCGAGAACAUUUUUCUCAUUGUCUUACUGUAACCCAGGGUAUCUCAGGAAACUCGUUUUUGCCAAACACUUAUUAUUUAGAGAAGAUUGUGCAUUUAAUAGAAAGUUCUCCUCUUUUGCUUCAUCCAUUUCAUUUAUCUAGAGACAUCACAGCUUCACCUGUAGCCUUUCUUCAAGAACAGAGCAAGAGUUUUAUAGGUGAUUUUGGUCUUGAUAAACCAAGAUAUGAAGAGAUUCUAUAUUAUCUCAAUACUUAUGGCUCACAUGUUCAGACCAUAACAUUUUUUUUGCGUCAUCGUUUGCUGAAAAAUGCUGUAAUGUUUGUAAAGGAUCAUAAAUGUUCCCAUGAAGUUUUUACAAAACAUCUUUUAUUGCCUUCCUUUAAAGAAGGAUGCUUUGAACAGCUGUUUGAAGAGCUUAGAAUGAGUGACUCAAUGUUACGUUUCUGGGAAAUGUACUUUGCUAACGCAUGUAAAGAUCUAAGUAGACUAGGCUAUUAUAAUUGCCUUUUAGAGCUUCAAAUUGCUAUUAAGGAUUAUUUUCGAGCUGCAUUAACUUGUGUUAGGUUUUAUUUGGGAACUAACGGCCAACCACCUUGCUCAUUUGGUGACCUUAUUUCUAGAAAAAAACAUUUAUUAAAUGCUUCCAAAUACUUAGAAGUUGUUAUAAAGGAUAGAAGCAGUGGUUUUGUCUGCCAUAUUGGUGCUUCAUUUUUAGGAGAUGAAAAAUUGCAUGCUAAUAGAGAAAUAUCUAUAAGUGAGAUGAAGCGAUAUUUAAUCACUGUAAAUAUGCAAAUGGAGGUUACAGAGUUCAUGUAUAAUUUGGAAGUGACUGGAGGAAAAUAUGAAGGAAAACCUAUACCUACAUUGUUUGGAAAUGGUAAAGAGAGAUCAGAAUUAGCUGUGAAAAUAUUAGAAAGCUCUUCGCUUAAUGGAUUGUCACUUGUGUCUCGAAUAAUACAGGAAUUUAAGUUACCGGCUGCUGCAAUAUUCCGACAUUCUAUUUCAAAAUUAGUGCAAAAAAUGCAAUUAGAACAAGCUAAUUCAAUCCUCCAAAAUAUUGAGCAAAAUGGUAUGGUCACACAGCAAGAAAAAGAUGAAAUAUUGAUGCAAGUUGUGAAUGUUAUUUCAGCCAGUGACCAGUUAAAAAACGCAAACCAUUUUUUAAAACAAAUUAAAGAUGAUGUGAAAAAGAUAAGAGCCUUAAUUUUGUGCGGACGCUUAAAAGAUGCUUAUUUGGAAGCCGUAAAAAAAGAUUUGGUUUUUGAAAUCCAAAAUAUACUUGAUAACGCAAAAAAAGCACCAAACCAAAAGAAUAUGGUAGAAAUUUGCGAAAAAUGGCUAAAAGCUUAUCAAGAGAAAAAAGAAAAACGUUUCAACGAAACUACAGGAUUAUCAAAAAAGAAAUAAUAUCAGAUCAGCAACAACAAAAAAAAAGAACAAAUCAAAUAACGAAUGAGUUAAAAAAAUUUUACUAUUUAUUUUACGAUUUUCUUGAUAAACAUUUUGUAUAAGCAUAAAUAAUCUUAUUUUUUUUA
Messenger RNA from Hydra vulgaris (swiftwater hydra), 7969 nucleotides. Its product is annotated as zinc finger FYVE domain-containing protein 26. Lineage: Eukaryota; Metazoa; Cnidaria; Hydrozoa; Anthoathecata; Hydridae. The record is from RefSeq and is a predicted model, not a curated record. Gene Ontology annotation, molecular function: metal ion binding; phosphatidylinositol-3-phosphate binding. Gene Ontology annotation, biological process: regulation of cytokinesis; double-strand break repair via homologous recombination; mitotic cytokinesis. Gene Ontology annotation, cellular component: midbody; lysosomal membrane; centrosome.